Molecule: messenger RNA, 276 nt
Organism: Protopolystoma xenopodis
Lineage: Eukaryota; Metazoa; Platyhelminthes; Monogenea; Polystomatidea; Polystomatidae
Source: the annotation of a GenBank genome assembly
AUGCCCCGAAAUACCAUUACCUCGAUUGCUGCAUUUCUUGAGACCCUUCAAAAAUUGGCGGAUAUUGCGCAUUGUGGUCAUAGCGGACUUAAAGAAUUAGGUAUCUCAAUGACUCGUUUAUGCCUCAGGGAACGGGGUUUUGAAACUAGAUUGCGAGCAUUUAACAGUCACCUCUCUGAUGGAUUAGCCGUUCCCUUGGCUGAUCGCGUCAUUGAGUGGAAGCGUUCCACCAGUCAACUGGAUAGAGAAUUUACAAAGGAGCGUCGAAGGGCUGUU